Molecule: messenger RNA, 2324 nt
Organism: Phacochoerus africanus (Common warthog)
Lineage: Eukaryota; Metazoa; Chordata; Mammalia; Artiodactyla; Suidae
Gene: FBXO24
Product: F-box protein 24
Molecular function (GO): protein binding
Source: RefSeq, a predicted model, not a curated record
GGUAAAGAUCCCGUGGAGGCUCUGGCCUGCUGAGAUGUGAAGAAUUCACCAGGGUUUCUCUACAGAAUUAGUGCUAAAAAGGCAUCAAGUGGAAAAACUUCCCACUACUCCCUGAAAGUAAAGGCCUCAUCUACCAGUAGUUCAGACUUUAUUUCUCCUGUCACAUGCAUAUUCCCUAAGCCACUGGGUGGCUAGAACUGCACUUGAACCAAGGAGCUAAAAGAGAAAAUCCCGGGCAAGCUUGGGGAAAAUAGGUCACAGUGGCUGGGUGGUGAGGUCACAGAGAGGUUUGUCUACCCCAGGCUCCAUGCGGGAGGGGCCUAGGAGGCAGAGGGGCCCCAGAGGUCCCCCAAGCCCAGGCAGGGGACAUGGUGUGGGAAAGGCAGCAGGGACGGGGGAGGGAGCAGAGUACGAGGGGCCAAGGGGCCCGGAGAGAUGAGGGCAGGAGCAGGGAGGGGGCAGUCAGGAUGGUGAGGAGAAGCCGGAGACGGAAGCUGCAAAAGUUCACCGGGCUGUGCGGACGGGAGGGGCUCAGGGUGAAGUGGAGCUGCCCUUCGUGUGGCCCAGAGCCUGGGGGUGAAGAGAAGAAGGGGAGAGGAAACCCUAUUUCUGUUCAGUUGUUUCCCCCAGAGCUGGUGGAGCACAUCGUCUCCUUCCUCCCAGUCAGAGAUGUGGUCGCUCUCAGCCAGACCUGCCACUACUUCCAUGAAGUGUGCGACGCUGAGGGCGUGUGGAGACGCAUCUGUCGCCGGCUCAGUCCUCGUCUUCGAGAGCAGGGUUCCGGGGUCCGGCCCUGGAAGAGAGCUGCCAUUCUGAACUACACGAAGGGCCUGUAUUUCCAGGCAUUCGGAGGCCGCCGCCGCUGUCUCAGCAAGAGUGUAGCCCCCCUGCUGGCCCAUGGCUACCGCCGCUUCUUGCCCACCAAGGACCACAUCUUCAUUCUUGACUACGCGGGGACCCUCUUCUUCCUCAAAAAUGCCCUGGUCUCCUCCACCCUAGGCCAGAUCCAGUGGAAGCGGGCCUGCCGCUAUGUUGUGCUGUGUCGCGGAGCCAAGGAUUUUGCCUCGGACCCAAGAUGUGACACCGUUUACCGUAAAUACCUCUACGUGUUGGCCACUCGGGAGCAGCCAGGAGUGGUGGGCUCGACCGGCAGCCGGACCUGCGACUGUGUCGAGGUCUACCUGCAGUCCAGUGGGCAGCGGGUCUUCAAGAUGACCUUCCACCACUCCAUGAGCUUCAAACAGAUUGUGCUGGUUGGUCAGGAGACCCAGCGGGCUCUGCUGCUCCUCACAGAGGAAGGAAAGAUCUACUCUUUGGUAGUGAAUGAAACACAGCUGGACCAGCCACGCUCCUACACAGUCCAGCUGGCCCUGAGGAAGGUGUCCCGCUGCCUCCCGCACCUGCGCGUGGCCUGCAUGGCUUCCAACCAGAGCAGUACUCUCUACAUCACAGACCAGGGGGGAGUGUAUUUUGAGGUGCAUACCCCAGGGGUGUAUCGUGAUCUCUUUGGGACCCUUCAAGCCUUUGACCCCCUGGACCAGCAGAUGCCGCUGGCGCUCUCACUGCCUGCCAAGAUCCUAUUCUGUGCUCUUGGUUACAAUCACCUUGGCCUGGUGGAUGAAUUUGGCCGAAUCUUUAUGCAGGGAAAUAACAGAUAUGGGCAGCUGGGCACAGGGGACAAAAUGGACCGAGGGGAACCCACACAGGUACAUUAUCUGCAACGCCCCAUUGCCCUGUGGUGUGGCCUCAACCAUUCCCUGGUGCUGAGCCAGGGCUCAGACUUCAGCAAGGAGCUGUUGGGCUGUGGCUGUGGGGCCGGAGGCCGCCUCCCUGGCUGGCCUAAGGGGAGUGCCUCCUUCGUCAAGCUCCACGUCAAGGUCCCUCUGUGUGCCUGCUCCCUCUGCUCUACCAGAGAGUGCCUCUACAUGCUGUCCAGCCAUGACAUUGGGCACCAGCCUGCCUACCGGGACCUACCAGCCAGCAGGGUGCUGGGGACCGCCGAGCCCAGCCUGGGGGCCGGAGCACCCCAGGACCCUGGGGGUGCGGCCCGGGCCUGUGAGGAGUACCUCAGCCAGAUCCACAGUUGCCCCACGUUGCAGGACCGCAUGGAGAAGAUGAAGGAGAUCGUGGGCUGGAUGCCCUUGAUGGCUGCACAGAAGGAUUUCUUCUGGGAGGCCCUGGACAUGCUGCAGAGGGCUGCCGGAGGGGUUGGCCAAGGCCCCCCGACCCCUGAGAGCUGACCACCUGCCUCCUAGUCUCACCCCUGGAGGGAGAGUCCGGCCCUGGGCCAGGGGCGAAGGAGAGGUGGAGCGGGGGACAGUGUG